GCCCAUUUUGAACUACAAACAAGAACAAGAACAUAUGUCCACACCACACAAUCUCAAAUUCUCAUAUCUAAUCUCAUCUGCAAAAAAAUGGCGCAGUGCAUUACCAAUACCUUUGUUCAAGGAAAACCAUUCCUUCCACUUCCCACAAAAAACUUGCAGAAUCAAAAAGGAAAAAAAGUGGGCAAUUUCGGAGUGUAUUGUAAGAAGAAAGACAUACACCCAAAAUUCCAUGAAGAUGCUAAGGUUUACUGUAAUAACGAGCUUGUGAUGACAACUGGUGGAACCCAGAAAGAGUAUGUGGUUGAUGUUUGGUCUGGGAACCAUCCAUUUUACCUAGGUAACAGGUCUGCUCUUAUGGUGAGUGAUGAUCAGGUGGAGAAGUUUCGUAAGAAGUUCGGUGAAUUGUCACAGAUUAUGGAGAUUCCUGUGCUUAAAGGUGAGAUUGUUAUUCCUUCUAGACGUAAAGGGAUUAAAAGUGGUGGAGGGAAGAAGAAGUGAGUUAUUUGUGUUGGAAUUGUAAUUUGAUUGUAUGGUGUUUGUUAAAAUGUUUCUAUGAGUUUUUGUUUUGUAUUUUGAAUGAUUAUUUAUUUGAUGUUGUUUUUGUUAGUAAUUCAUGUUUGGAUUGUUGCGAGAUUGGUAUAAUCACUGUGAGCCAAUGUGAUUUUGGAUAACCAAAACUACAUUUUGGAGCUUCGGAACUCGUUGUGAAUCCAAACAUACACUUAUAUGAGAAACAAAUAUGGUUUUGGAUUCCCUAUUGUCUGCAUUUACGCAAUCAUGAAUCUCGACUAUUGAAUUGGAUGAAGUUAUAUUUUAAAGAAGAUUUCUUAAUGCUGUGUCUGUUUUUCAUCCAAUGGUUGAGAUUUGUUGGCUGUUGUUGUAAUGUGUGAUUCUUUCAAUUGUAAAGAAACAUGGUUUUUGAUAUAUUUCGAAAGGAACUUGCAUGUUGUGUAUGCUUUUUUAA
This is a messenger RNA of Medicago truncatula (barrel medic), 964 nucleotides long. RefSeq names its product 50S ribosomal protein L31, chloroplastic. Gene Ontology annotation, molecular function: structural constituent of ribosome. The record is from RefSeq and is a predicted model, not a curated record. Bases 88 to 498 code for a protein of 136 amino acids. The transcript has 2 exons. NCBI's taxonomy places the organism in Eukaryota, Viridiplantae, Streptophyta, Magnoliopsida, Fabales, Fabaceae. Gene Ontology annotation, biological process: translation. Gene Ontology annotation, cellular component: ribosome.